AUGUCUCAUCCUGCAACCGAGCUUGAAAGCUCUGCUAUCACCCAUCGUCUUCGUCCAACGGAAACGCUUGGCCAUGUUCGACUCCAAGAUGAAGUCACGGGGGCAACACUUCUCGUGCCCCAGCCCUCGUCUGAUCCAAAUGAUCCUCUCAAUUGGUCGAAAGCUUUCAAGAUAUACGUUGCCAUGCUGACAUGUGUAGCGUUGACCUGGAUCAAUUUCUUUGCAGGUGGACCCGGAGCGGUUUUGGUUGAGAUAGCCGUCGACCUCUUUGGUGUAUAUCCGCCCGACCCCCAUAAUCCUGCCUCGCUAUCUCCAGCCUCGAUUGCAGGAUUCUCAUCUGCAGUGAGCAAAACCGCUUUACUAUUUUCCACGGCUUCAAUGGUAGCGGGCGUGAGCAACCUUUUGUGGGUCCCGCUGGCUGUUAAGUAUGGCCGUCGGGUGGUAUACACUUUCUCAUUCCUCGUUUUCGGACUCUGCUGCAUCUGGUCGGCACGCGCUACUUCUUAUGGUAGUCUGUUAGCUUCGAGGAUUGUUGCAGCAUGGUUUUCCGGCAGCGCCGAGUGCGUUGCUCCUAUGACGAUCGCGGACAUCUUUUUUCUUCAUGAAAGAGGUAAAAUGACAGCAAUGUACUCAGCCGCGCUCUCGACUGGUGCCGCUUUUGGCUUGUUGAUCUCCGGGAUCAUGUCCAUCUCACAGAACUGGCGGAUGUUCCACUAUCUGUGCGCUGCUCUCGUUCUUGCCACGACGGUCUUAAUCUUCUUCACUAUGCCCGAAACCGCAUUUCAGAGGCAUCUCGGUCCAAUAGAGGAAGUGGCAAACGAGAAAGUUUCCAAUAUGGCCGAAGUGGAGCACAUCGAGGUGUCCAACACACCCAAGAAAUCCUUCACUCAGCAGAUGGCCUUCAACCGUGCCCCUCUCACCCAUGAGAGCAUUUGGAAAAUUGCCUUCCGCCCUGUGCUUAUUCUUUUCUUACCGCCAGUCUUCUGGUCCACGGUUUCGUUUGGAAUAGGAAUCGGGAUCUUCGUUGUGCUAGGCACCACAGCCGCAACAGCCUUCUCACAGGUCUAUGACUUCGCAGUCUGGCAACUGGGAUUGGUCUGGAUUGCGGGAAUUGUUGGUAACCUACUUGGCAUACCGUUUGGCGGUUAUUUUUCCGAUUGGGUAGCCGAUCGUGCCACUUCGAAGAAUAGAGGUGUUCGAGAGCCAGAGAUGCGUCUUCCCGCCGUGAGCAUCGCCAUGAUUACUUACCCUGGAUCACUUCUUCUCUAUGGUCUGGGUAUUAAUUACAAAGCUCAUUGGAUUGUCCCUACAUUGGGAAUAUUUCUGUUCUCGUUCGGAAGUAGUGCUGCGAUUGGUAUUACUGUGGUCUAUACAAUUGACUGCUACCGGCCAAUUGCCGGGGAGGUCGUGGUGAGCCAGGUUGUUUUCAAAUCCUUUAUCACCUUUCUCAUGUCCUUCUAUGCGAAUCCAUGGGUGGACCGGGACGGAUAUGCAGGGGCAUUCGGCGCCAUGGCUGGCUUCAGUUUUAUUGUCCUGGCGCUAUGGAUCCCUCUGUACAUCUGGGGCAAGAAGAUUCGUCAUGCCACUCUCAAAGGGCGCGUAAUGCAGCAUAUCCAUUGGGAUGUGGACAGAGAGACGGGCGAGUAG
Molecule: messenger RNA, 1647 nt
Organism: Penicillium waksmanii
Lineage: Eukaryota; Fungi; Ascomycota; Eurotiomycetes; Eurotiales; Aspergillaceae
Exons: 5
Coding region: 1-1647 (548 amino acids)
Biological process (GO): transmembrane transport
Molecular function (GO): transmembrane transporter activity
Source: RefSeq, a predicted model, not a curated record